AUUUGGCCAGACACAGAACUGCAAAGCCCUCUGUCGCUUAUGCGCCGUUUCGAAACAACGAGCGACAAGGCCAAAGAAAUACAUAUUUUUCAUCUGAUUGAAAUCUACAACAUCAUAGUUGCUAUUUCGGUGCUGUUUUAGGUCUUUUGUCCUGAGCCUGAAGGUCCAGCGACAGCAGCCAUGUUUCUGUACAAUCUGACACUGCAGCGGGCCACUGGCAUCUCCUAUGCCAUCCAUGGCAACUUCUCAGGAACUAAGCUGCAGGAGAUUGUUGUUUCCCGUGGGAAAAUUCUGGAGCUGCUGCGUCCUGAUGCCAACACGGGGAAGGUCCACACUCUGCUUACUAUGGAGGUGUUUGGUAUCAUCCGAUCCCUUAUGGCAUUCAGGCUGACGGGUGGAACUAAAGACUAUGUUGUGGUAGGGAGUGACUCUGGUCGUAUUGUAAUCUUGGAGUACCAUCCCUCCAAGAACAUGUUUGAGAAGAUACACCAGGAGACGUUUGGCAAGAGUGGCUGCAGACGCAUCGUACCAGGGCAGUUCCUUGCUGUGGACCCUAAAGGCAGAGCUGUUAUGAUAGGUGCCAUAGAAAAGCAGAAGCUGGUAUACAUCCUGAACAGAGAUGCAGCUGCCCGCCUUACCAUCUCCUCUCCUCUGGAGGCACACAAGGCUAAUACACUCGUGUACCAUGUGGUUGGAGUGGAUGUGGGCUUUGAGAACCCCAUGUUUGCCUGCCUAGAGAUGGACUAUGAGGAGGCUGAUAAUGAUCCCACAGGGGAGGCUGCAGCAAACACACAACAGACUCUGACCUUCUAUGAGCUGGACUUGGGCCUCAACCAUGUGGUACGCAAGUACAGCGAGGCGCUGGAGGAACAUGGCAACUUUCUCAUUACAGUGCCUGGUGGUUCUGAUGGACCCAGCGGUGUGCUUAUUUGCUCUGAGAACUACAUCACCUACAAAAACUUUGGGGACCAGCCAGAUAUUCGUUGCCCAAUCCCACGCAGAAGGAAUGACCUGGAUGAUCCAGAGCGAGGCAUGAUCUUUGUGUGCUCUGCCACCCACAAGACCAAGUCCAUGUUUUUUUUUCUGGCUCAGACAGAGCAGGGAGACAUCUUUAAGGUUACCUUGGAGACUGAUGAAGAGAUGGUAACAGAGAUCAGGAUGAAGUAUUUUGAUACCAUCCCAGUGGCUACAGCUAUGUGUGUUUUGAAGACUGGCUUCCUAUUUGUUGUCUCUGAGUUUGGAAACCAUUACCUGUAUCAGAUUGCCCAUUUGGGUGAUGAUGAUGAAGAACCAGAGUUUUCCUCUGCCAUGCCUCUGGAGGAGGGAGACACAUUCUUCUUCCAACCCCGUCCCUUAAAGAACCUGGUACUGGUGGAUGAGCAGGAAAAUCUUUCCCCCAUAAUGUCCUGCCAGAUUGCCGAUUUGGCUAAUGAAGACACCCCACAGCUGUAUGUGUCAUGUGGAAGAGGACCCAGAUCUACACUGAGAGUUCUGAGACACGGACUGGAGGUGUCGGAAAUGGCCGUUUCUGAACUGCCCGGUAACCCCAAUGCUGUGUGGACUGUCAGGAGACACGUGGAAGAUGAAUUUGAUGCCUACAUCAUUGUGUCCUUUGUUAAUGCCACCCUGGUGCUAUCUAUCGGGGAGACAGUGGAAGAAGUGACAGACUCUGGAUUCCUGGGCACAACACCCACCCUGUCCUGCUCGUUGCUAGGGGAAGAUGCACUUGUACAAGUCUACCCUGACGGGAUCCGUCACAUCCGUGCGGAUAAGCGAGUCAAUGAAUGGAAGACUCCAGGGAAGAAGACAAUCGUCCGCUGUGCUGUCAAUCAGAGGCAGGUGGUCAUUGCUUUGACUGGAGGAGAGCUUGUCUAUUUUGAGAUGGACCCGUCUGGGCAGCUCAAUGAAUAUACAGAGAGGAAAGAGAUGUCUGCAGAUGUGGUGUGCAUGAGUUUGGCAAACGUGCCCCCUGGUGAGCAGCGCUCUCGUUUCCUGGCUGUCGGGUUGGUGGAUAAUACUGUCCGCAUCAUCUCCCUGGAUCCAUCAGACUGUCUGCAGCCAUUGAGUAUGCAGGCUCUUCCGGCUCAGCCGGAGUCUCUUUGUAUCGUGGAGAUGGGUGGAGUGGAAAAGCAGGAUGAACUUGGAGAAAAGGGCACCAUCGGCUUCCUCUACCUCAACAUUGGGCUACAGAACGGAGUGUUACUGCGUACAGUCCUGGACCCAGUAACCGGAGACCUGUCUGAUACUCGUACCCGUUAUCUCGGUUCUCGUCCUGUUAAGCUUUUCAGAGUCCGGAUGCAGGCCCAGGAAGCUGUUCUGGCUAUGUCCAGUCGCUCUUGGCUGAGUUACUCUUAUCAGUCUCGUUUCCACCUGACCCCUCUUUCAUAUGAAACUCUGGAAUAUGCCUCAGGAUUUGCAUCCGAGCAGUGUCCAGAGGGAAUCGUUGCCAUCUCCACCAACACACUGAGGAUUUUGGCUCUAGAGAAACUGGGUGCUGUAUUCAACCAGGUGGCAUUCCCACUGCAGUACACGCCUCGCAAGUUUGUCAUCCACCCAGAGACCAACAACUUGAUCCUGAUUGAGACGGACCACAACACCUACACUGAGGCCACCAAAGCUCAGCGCAAGCAGCAGAUGGCCGAGGAAAUGGUGGAGGCUGCGGGAGAAGAUGAAAGGGAGCUGGCUGCAGAAAUGGCAGCAGCCUUUUUGAAUGAGAGCCUUCCAGAAGCUAUCUUUGGGGCACCUAAGGCAGGCUCUGGUCAGUGGGCUUCACUGGUACGCAUGAUCAACCCCAUCCAGGGCAACACAUUGGACCUGGUGCAGCUGGAGCAGAACGAGGCAGCCUUCAGUGUGGCUGUAUGUCGCUUCUCCAGUGGAGGUGAUGACUGGUAUGUGUUGGUGGGCGUAGCCAGAGAUAUGAUACUAAAUCCCCGCUCCGUUGGUGGGGGAUAUAUUUAUACCUAUCGGCUGGUAGGGGGUGGGGACAAGCUAGAGUUUUUGCACAAGACGCCUGUGGAGGACGUGCCCCUGGCUAUUGCUCCCUUUCAGGGGCGAGUGUUGGUGGGAGUGGGCAAACUCUUGCGUAUCUAUGACCUGGGAAAGAAGAAACUUCUCCGCAAGUGUGAGAACAAGCACGUUCCUAACUUAGUGACGGGCAUCCACACCAUUGGGCAGCGUGUGAUUGUGUCUGAUGUUCAGGAGAGUCUAUUCUGGGUGCGUUACCGACGCAACGAAAACCAGCUCAUCAUCUUUGCUGACGAUACUUACCCUCGCUGGGUCACGACUGCCUGCCUGCUUGAUUAUGACACGAUGGCCGCCGCUGAUAAGUUUGGAAACAUCAGCGUUGUUCGUUUGCCCCCCAACACCAGCGAUGAUGUUGAUGAGGACCCCACAGGAAACAAAGCAUUGUGGGACAGAGGCUUGCUUAACGGAGCAUCACAAAAGGCUGAGGUGAUAAUUAACUAUCACAUUGGAGAGACAGUGCUGUCCCUCCAGAAAACCACCCUCAUCCCUGGAGGAUCGGAGUCCCUGGUGUACACUACACUAUCAGGAGGCAUUGGUAUCCUGGUACCAUUCACCUCUCAUGAGGAUCAUGACUUCUUCCAGCAUUUAGAGAUGCACAUGCGCUCUGAGUUUCCCCCUCUGUGUGGCAGAGAUCACCUCAGCUUUCGUUCCUACUAUUUCCCUGUGAAGAAUGUCAUAGAUGGAGACCUAUGUGAACAGUUUAACUCCAUGGACCCUCAUAAGCAGAAGAGUGUGGCUGAGGAGUUGGAUCGCACACCUCCAGAGGUGUCUAAGAAACUGGAAGACAUCAGAACACGCUAUGCCUUCUAAUGUCCUCACGUCUGGCAAGCAAACUAUGUGAAAUACUACCAUUUUUCCAGGCUUCCCAUUGCUGUGGCUCCAAAACUUUCCUACCACAAGUAUAGGAGCAACAUUUUGGUGACAGCUCAAGGAAGUUCCCCCUUUAACUGGAGCCAGCUGUGAGCGGUCAUGGUCCCUGUGGUCAAUGACCCUGUCCUGCUUGACUAUAAAAAACACAAACUACAAUUGGUACUGUACUCCGUAUAAAGCAACUCUGUUUCAUCAUUAAGUUCAUACUGAGCAGUUGCAUCUAGAGACAAAUAUUUUCAGAGUGAAUUUCAUGCAGAAGACUACAUCAUAUCAUCCAUUAUAUAUGUAUGGUACAAGCUAAAUGGACAUAACCUUGAAAAUGUACCACAGUGCAAAUGAAAUCCAGCUAAAUCCACAUUUUAUUGAAUGAAUCGUAUUCUGCAUAAAACAUUAAAUUAUUCACAUCUUGAAUUUUUUUUAAUUUUUUUUUUUUAAGGUUAAAAAUGCUGUUCCUAAAUUUGUAAAAACAGACUUUGUAAAAUAGCUUUAGGUUUUUGGUUUGUUUGUUUUUUUGUCAAGGGAAAUGGCAAAUCUGUUUUAACUUGCUGUUUUUGUAUCGUGUUGGAGCACUAAUCACUUAAACUGAAAAGAAAAAAAAGAUAGUCCUGUUUCUUGAAGUGUGAGAAUUUUGUAAAUAAACCUUUUUUACAUU
This is a messenger RNA of Xyrauchen texanus (razorback sucker), 4546 nucleotides long. RefSeq names its product splicing factor 3B subunit 3-like. The record is from RefSeq and is a predicted model, not a curated record. Lineage: Eukaryota; Metazoa; Chordata; Actinopteri; Cypriniformes; Catostomidae. Gene Ontology annotation, cellular component: nucleus; U2 snRNP. The transcript has 27 exons. Gene Ontology annotation, molecular function: U2 snRNA binding; protein binding. Gene Ontology annotation, biological process: mRNA splicing, via spliceosome. Bases 181 to 3834 code for a protein of 1217 amino acids.